Molecule: messenger RNA, 1534 nt
Organism: Chlorocebus sabaeus (green monkey)
Lineage: Eukaryota; Metazoa; Chordata; Mammalia; Primates; Cercopithecidae
Product: olfactory receptor 6N1
Biological process (GO): G protein-coupled receptor signaling pathway
Cellular component (GO): membrane
Molecular function (GO): olfactory receptor activity; G protein-coupled receptor activity
Source: RefSeq, a predicted model, not a curated record
GGAGGCGUGGAAUUGAAAUGUUGACCUCUCAAAGCAUUUAUUGAGAGGGUUUUACUUUGGAGGUGAGUGAAGGGAGGGCAAUAGUAAUUUGAGGGUUGCCUUCUUGUUAGAACCUCUAUAAUUCAACUUUCUUUCCUGCCUUCCACACUUCACAUCUAGGGACAUGAAUGGUGAGCAAUGGACACAGGAAACUGGAGCCAGGUAACAGAAUUCAUCAUCUUGGGCUUCCCCCAUCUCCAGGGUGUCCAGAUUUAUCUCUUUCUCUUGUUGCUUCUCGUUUAUCUCACAACCAUGUUGGGAAACCUGCUGAUAUUCCUGGUGGUCUGCCUGGACUCCCGGCUUCACACACCCAUGUACCACUUUGUCAGCAUUCUCUCCUUCUCAGAGCUUGGCUAUACAGCUGCCACCAUUCCUAAGAUGCUCGGAAACUUGCUCAGUGAGAAAAAGACCAUUUCAUUCUCUGGGUGUCUCCUGCAGAUCUAUUUCUUUCACUCCCUUGGAGCGACUGAGUGCUAUCUCCUGACAGCUAUGGCCUACGAUAGGUAUUUAGCCAUCUGCCGGCCCCUCCACUACCCAACCCUGAUGAGCCCAACACUCUGUGCAGAGAUUGCCAUUGGCUGUUGGUUGGGAGGCUUGGCUGGGCCAGUAGUUGAAAUUUCCUUGAUUUCACGCCUCCCGUUCUGUGGCCCCAAUCGCAUUCAGCACAUCUUUUGUGAUUUCCCUCCUCUGCUGAGUUUGGCUUGCACUGAUACAUCUAUAAAUGUCCUAGUAGAUUUUGUUAUAAAUUCAUGCAAGAUCCUAGCCACCUUCUUGCUGAUCCUCUGCUCCUAUGUGCGGAUCAUCUGCACAGUGCUCAGAGUUCCGUCAGCUGCUGGCAAGAGGAAGGCCUUCUCCACGUGUGCCUCCCACCUCACUGUGGUUCUCAUCUUCUAUGGGAGCAUCCUCUUCAUGUAUGUGCGGCUGAGGAAGAGUUACUCACUGGACUAUGACCGGGCCCUGGCAGUGGUCUACUCAGUGCUCACACCCUUCCUCAAUCCCUUCAUCUACAGCCUGCGCAACAAGGAGAUCAAGGAGGCUAUGAGGAGGCAGCUAAAGAGAAUUGGGAUAUUGGCAUGAGUUGGGGCUGGGAGUACACCAAGGCUGAGCCUGAGGAUAUGGUGACCCCGGGGAUCAACAGUGGCCAGAGACAAGAAACCAAAAAUUCAGUGCUUUUCUAUGUGGGGUGGUGGAGCUGCAGCAAGUGCUGACUGACUUUCAGUGUUACAGCGACCUUCAUACUGUCUACUGGAGCCACAUUCGGUUUGAGACCAGAGAAGAGGGAAAGUACACAAUCCCUUCAACAUGAUGUGGUGCAGUGAUUUUCAAAACUCAGAUGUUUAUGGGUCAUACUUAGGAUUUUUAAAAAUCUGUGGGGUUUUUUUAGAUUUGUAUAGUAUACAAGUAUGCUAUACUUGAAAGGUAUAGUUUGUCACAGUUCUGUUUGGACAAGUUUCAUGUACCUGUCUUAGUGGUCCUAAUAUCUAUGCCCAGUGUA